GUUUCAUGCAUGAUAAAAUGUGGUCCUCCGUUCAAGGAGGAGCGACCGUGCUCUCCCGCCCCAGCUCCUCGCGCAACCUCCCGCUCCCGAAAGCCGGACGACAAUGAAGUACUCAGCUGUGUUCUUCCUUCUUUCCGUUUUCGUCCUUGGAACAGCACAAGCGCUGAUCAUGGGGCGUCAAUCGGGAGGCUGCAGCUGCGCAGGCAGGCGGUACACGUCUACGGACGUCAAUAACGCCAUUCAUGUGGCCGAAAGCGGUGGAGCAGGCGACUACCCGCACCAAUACCAUGAUUUCGAGGGUUUCCCUUUCCCUUCUUGCAGUGGCGAGUUCUUCGAAUACCCCCUUGAAGCAGGCACAACGUACGAUGGUGGAAGUCCUGGAGCAGACCGCGUCAUUUAUGAUGAAGAUGGGGAUUUCUGCGCAUGUCUGACACAUACGGGAGCAAGUGGCAAUGAUUUCCUGGAAUGCACCUUUUAGCCCACACCCAAGACAAUGGACGUACCCAUAUCAUGUUAGCCCGUGAUUAUUCAGAUCCAAGGCGGAGAUAAUGCAAAUCAAUGGGAAUUUUCUGG
Messenger RNA from Somion occarium, 573 nucleotides. Lineage: Eukaryota; Fungi; Basidiomycota; Agaricomycetes; Polyporales; Cerrenaceae. The record is from the annotation of a GenBank genome assembly.